GCACCACAACCCAACUCACAUCUCAUCUCUUCGCUGCUGCUACUCGAAGCGCACAUAUUCCCGGAGUUAAAUCAUCGGUACACCGUCUCAGAGCAUUUUUCUCCUCACGGACAAGAUGUGCAACUCCAACGUGAAGUCCGCCGGCGUCGCUCAGAUCGACGGCCGCCCGGUGCUGCAGCCGGCGGGGAACCGCGUGGCGGCGCCUGAAGCUGCCCGGCCGCUCAAGAAGUCCCUGCAGAAGUCGCUCUCCAUGCCGGCUUCGCUCGACAAUGCUGCGGCCGCGACCACCUGCGCGGCGUCCCCCGAGAAGUCCCGCGCCGCCGACUUCGCCCGCGCUGCGGCGGCGUCUCUUCUCCCACCACCUACUCCAGCUUCGGUCAGUGCUAAGGCGACGAGGGUGUCUGGAGCCAAGGUGGCUGCCGCCAGGACUGCGGCGGCGGCUGCGGCCAUGGGGGGCUUGGACAGGAGCAGGAAGCCCGCCAAGAAGGGCGGCGCCGCCGUGCUGCCGGUGGUGACGUUCGCGGGGCUCGAGGCGUACGAGCCCGCCGGGAGCAUCGCGGCGGCGCAGCGGGAGCACGUCGCGAUGGCGCAGGCGCAGCGCAAGAUGCGGAUCGCGCACUACGGCCGCACCGCGUCCUUCUCCCGAGUCGAAGGGAAAGUCAGCGCUACCGCGACGGGUGCCGCCGAGCUCGUCGCCGGUGCCGUCACCGGGCAUGACGAGAAGCGAUGCAGCUUCAUCACUCCAUAUUCAGACCCCCUGUACGUCGCCUACCACGACGAGGAGUGGGGUGUGCCCGUGCGCGACGACGAGUUGCUGUUCGAGAUGCUCACGUUGUCCGGCGUGCAAGUCGGGGCGGACUGGACCUCGAUCCUGAAGAGGAGACACGUCUACAGGGAGGCAUUCUCCGGUUUCAACGUGGACGCUGUCGCCAAGUACACGGAGAAGCAGAUGGCAUCGCUAAGCGCCGAGUUCGGCCUGGAUUUGGGCACCAUCAGAGGCGCCGUCAACAACGCCUGCCGGAUUUCCGAGGUGAGGAGGGACUUCGGGUCGUUCAGCAAAUACGUGUGGGCGUUCGUAAACAACAAGCCGCUGUCGCCGAGCUACAAAUACAGCCGGAAGAUCCCGGUGAAGACGUCCAAGUCGGAGUCGAUCAGCAAGGACAUGGUGCGGCGCGGCUUCCGGUUCGUCGGCCCCACCGUCAUCCACUCGUUCAUGCAGGCCGUCGGGCUCACCAACGACCACCUCGUGUCAUGCCCGCGCCACCGCGUCUGCUCCUCCUCCUCCGCUUAACCGAUCUGACCAUCGCCAAAACAGUUACCGGCCAGCUCCCCGAAGGAAGCAAGGAGAAAAAACAAGAAGGAAAGAGAAAAAGUGAGAGAUGAGAUAGCCUCAAGUAGUAGUAUACAGAACGGGUAUUGAUUUGCGAGUGUGUGUAUGUGUGUGCUUGUGUAGAUUAUUGUCCCUAACUAGGCAAGAAGCUUGAUUGUCAAUUACGUACGUAUCACUUGGUGCGUGUC
Messenger RNA from Oryza sativa Japonica Group (Japanese rice), 1518 nucleotides. RefSeq lists its product as uncharacterized. The record is from RefSeq and is a predicted model, not a curated record. Gene Ontology annotation, molecular function: DNA-3-methyladenine glycosylase activity. Gene Ontology annotation, biological process: base-excision repair. NCBI's taxonomy places the organism in Eukaryota, Viridiplantae, Streptophyta, Magnoliopsida, Poales, Poaceae.